AUGUUUGACACGGAAAGAAUAAGUCUAUUUGCAGUCUAUAUCCUUCUAUUACCACUGAUAGUCAAAGGCACUACCAGUGGCAUAAGAGAUGUUUUACUCUAUUUGCAUGCAAUAGGUCUGACUUGCAUGGUCUAUCAUUUACUACAACAAAUACUUUCCGGAAGUAAACCGUUCAAGGCAACAGACAAAGAGGAAAUGUAUGGUUUACGCCAUAUUCUACUCAACAUUCAACUGCCACCUUCAACACUCUGGUUUAAUAUGGGACUAUGGACAGACAAUGUCUCAUCAUUUUCCGAUGCCUGUAGCAAACUAGUGCUUGAAACUGCCAAAUACACCCGUAUUCGAAAUGGAAAUAGUGUACUCGAUGUGGGAUUUGGAUGUGGUGAUUCAUGCUUACUCUUAGCAGAUCAGUUUAACUGCAAAGUUACAGGAAUCACAAAUGAAUUGACUCAGGUGCAAAUGGCUAAUGAGAGAUUAACCGAUGAUCAAAAGCAAAAAAUAACUUUAUUACACGGGUCUGCAGAUGAUCUGGAUAGAUUAUUCCCAAAAUACAAGUUUGAUCAUAUUCUAAGCAUUGAUUCAGCUUAUCAUUAUGGCACUCGUUGGGAUUUCUUCAAGAAUGCUUACAGCCUUUUAAAUGAUAAAGGAACACUUGGCCUCUUCGAUUUUGCAUUAGAUCCAAUCUUUUCACAAGAACUGAAAAAGUCAUCUUGGAAGCUAUUCUUGUUUAAAAUGAUAUGUACUAUAAGCAAAGUACCAGCAGAGAAUCUCAUGUCGACACCUACUGAAUAUAAGCAUAAACUUCAUCAAGCUGGAUUUAAUCACGUUUGUCUAGAAACAGUGAAACAGGAGAAAGUAUUUGGUGGUAUAUCUCAUUUUAUGACUCAUCAAUUACAAAAUACAGCCAAGUAUGGUGUGAACAUUGGAAUAACUGACAAACUAUUCUUGAGAGCAUCUUGCUUUGUCUUUCAUUUGCUGGCAACAAACAAGUGGAUCGUCCCUUUGAUGGUCAGCGCAGAAAAGCAAGCAUAA
Molecule: messenger RNA, 1032 nt
Organism: Rhizopus microsporus ATCC 52813
Lineage: Eukaryota; Fungi; Mucoromycota; Mucoromycetes; Mucorales; Rhizopodaceae
Product: S-adenosyl-L-methionine-dependent methyltransferase
Exons: 4
Coding region: 1-1032 (343 amino acids)
Source: RefSeq, a predicted model, not a curated record